AUGGCUCAUUACUGGCUGGUAACUUUGAGCUGCCUCGCAAUCUCUCUCCUCCUCCCUGCAGCUGUUGGCACCCAAAGAAGAGAAGCCUGCAAUUGCAAUGGGAAAUCCAGACAGUGCAUGUUUGACCCUGAGUUGCUGAGACAAACAGGAAACGGAUACAAGUGCCUCAACUGUGUUGGCAACACGGAGGGGUUGAAUUGUGAGCGGUGCAAGGAAGGCUUCUACCGCCGGCAUCGUGGAGAUGACUGUGCUCAUUGCCACUGCAAUCCCACAGGUUCUACCAGUGUACAGUGUGAUAAACAUGGACAGUGCCACUGCAAACCUGGUGUGAUGGGCGACAAAUGUGACCGAUGCCAACAUGGAUUCCAUUCCUUCUCGGAGGCUGGUUGUAUAGCUGCUGGGCAAAUACAGAUCUCUCGUUGUGAUGAUUGUUCUCCAGCUGGCAGCACAGGGCAAUGCAUUUCAGGAGGACGCUGUGCCUGCAAGGCAGCCGUUACAGGAGAUCGAUGUGACAGCUGCAAACAGGGGUAUUUUAACCUGGAUGCAGAAAAUCCAGAAGGCUGUUCUCGGUGCUUCUGUUAUGGACACUCAACUACAUGUUCCAGCUCAGAAAAUUAUAGCGUCCAUAAAAUCACCUCUACCUUCCAGCAAGGUAAUGAGGGCUGGCAAGCUCAGGUAAAUGGGUACCCUUUGCAGCUCCAAUGGUCUUCACAGCAUCAGGAAGUUUAUGUGGCAGCAAGAAGUCAAGAUCCCAUCUACUUUACAGCUCCAGCCAAGUUCAUUGGGAACCAGCAACUGAGCUAUGGGCAGAAGUUGUCUUUUGAUUAUCACGUGAACCGACCUGGGCGUCGUCCUUCACAGCAUGAUGUAGUCUUGGAAGGAGCUGGCUUGAGAGUCACUGCCCCGCUUAUGCCUCAUGGAAAGAUGCUGCCUUGUAGAGCCGUCAGAACCUACACAUUUAGGUUGGAUGAGCACCCAAGCAGCAACUGGAGCCCUAGGCUGACUAGCACACAGUACCGCCAAUUAAUGGAAAACCUGACAGCUCUUCAGAUCAGAGCCACUUAUGGAGACAGUACAGGAUACCUCAAUAACGUCAUUUUGGUAUCGGCACAGCCAGCCUCUGGCACUCCGGCACCCUGGGUGGAGCAGUGUGUAUGUCCUGCUGGAUACCAGGGGCAAUUCUGCGAGCAGUGUGCUCCAGGGUACAAGAGAGAGGCUUCUUCCAGACUCGGGGCUUUCAGCAGCUGUGUGCUAUGCAACUGCCAGGGAGGAGGAAUCUGUGAUCCGGAAACUGGAGAAUGUUAUUCUGGAGAUGAAAACCGGGAGCAUGUUAGUGCUCCAUGCCCAGCUGGUUUUUACAGCCUCUCCUGGAACCCAAGGAGCUGCCAGCCAUGCCCGUGCAGAGCUGGCCAUGGCUGUUCUGUGCUGCCAGGGACACAGGAAGUUGUUUGUGAUAACUGUCCUCCAGGAACCAGUGGCACUCGUUGUGAGUUCUGUGCCGAUGGCUAUUUUGGGGACCCCUUGGGUGAGAAAGGCCCAAGAGUGCCCUGUCAACUGUGCCAGUGCAACAACGUUGACCCAAAUACUUCUGGGAUUUGCAACCGCUUGACAGGGGAAUGCAGGUGCAAAGAUGGAUUCUUUGGAAACCCUCAAUCUCCCAAUCCAGCUGAAAAAUGCAGAGCUUGCAAUUGCAAUUCAGUGGGCUCAGAGCCCCUGCGGUGCCACAGUGAUGGGAGCUGCAUUUGUAAGCCAGGAUUUGAAGGGCCCAGCUGUGAACAUACCCGCUGCCCAGCUUGCUACAGUCAGGUGAAAACUCAGGUAAAUCAAUACCUCCAGCAAUUGCAAGAACUGGAGGUGCUUGUCUCUCAGGUGCAGACCAGUGGAGAGCCAGGAGAUAGCGUCGAACUGGAGAGGAAGAUGAGAGAGGCUGAAGAGAGGCUUCAGCAAGUCCUGAGAGAAGCUCAGAGCCUACAAGCUUCUGACAAAUCCUUGAUGAGCCGUCUGUCCAAGAUGAAGGGUCAAGAGUUCAUGUACCAGGACCGCUUGGAUGAGAUAAACGAGAUAGUCAACAGGCUGCAGUCUUUAGGUAGCCGGUACCAGACUGAGGUUCGAGAUGCCAGAAGGCUCGUUGAAAGAGCUCGCUUGGAUUUGGAGCAAAGCAAGGUGAAGAUGGGAGGCAUGAUUAUUCCAUCUCCAGGCCUUCCUGGAGGUUCAAACCGUUUUUUAAUCCUGGCCCAAGAAGCCAUGAAGUUAGCAAACAGCCACAUGCAGCUGGCAGAUACGAUUGAGCAAGCCAGCAGGGCAGCUGAGGAUGCUUCAAAACAGGCCCUGGUGUUGGUGCAGUCAGCUGCAAGCGGGGGAGGCACCCUGGCAAACUCUGUGGAAGGGCUCCACAAAAAAUAUGAUGAGGUAAAGUUGCUAUCAAGUGAGUUGGAGGCUGAUGCCAACAGAGUUGCUUCUAAUGCUGACAAGGCCUAUCAGGGAAGCCAGCUGGUAAUGGGCUCCCUGGGUUAUUUACCAAAGGUUGACACAAGCUUCUUUCAGGAAACAGCCAGUCAGCUCCGGCAGAAAGCAGACUCUUUAAUGGGCAUGGUGGAAACAUACAUGGCGGAGUACAGACGGCUACAGAGCAACACAGGGAAUUGGGAGAAAGAAAUCAAAGAGCUGAUGGAAAAAGGACAAACUGACAGACUGGUGUCAGUCCAAAUGUUGUCUCGUGUCAACCUUGCCAAGAGCAGAGCUCAGCAGGCGCUGAGUGCUGGUAAUGCCACUUUUGAUGAAGUUAAAGGCAUCCUGAAGAAUCUGAGAGAGUUUAAUCUGCAAGUGGGUGACAAGCAAAGAGAAGCUGAAGAUGCGAUGCUCAAGCUUCCUCUCAUCAGUAACCUGGUCGCCAGUGCCAAUGAAAAGGCAAGCCGUGCAGAAGACGUCCUGGGCACAGCAGUUACAGAAGCAGAGGCAGCCAGGAGAAUGGCUGGGGAGGCAAGGGAGAUUGCUGGAGGCAUUGAUCAGGAGAUUGGGAGGCUGGCUUUGGAAGCAAACAGGACAGCAGAUGGAGUGCUAGCUCUGGAGAAGGGGAUAACCUCUUUGCAGUUUGAGGCCAGAGAAAUGGAAGGCGAGUUGCAAAGCAAGGCACUGGAGAUUGACACAGAUGCCACCAUGGCUCAGGAAACUGUUCAGAUGUCCCAGAAUGCUAAAGCAGGUGCUGUCAGUGCUGGGAUUGCUGUCCAAGAAAUGCUUAGCACCCUGGAAGAUGUUUUGAGCCUGAUGGACCAACCCAAGGAUGUGGAUGAGAAAGGUGUGGACAUGCUUGAAACAAAUCUCAGAAAGGUCAGAACAAAAAACAACCAACUGAAAGAACUGAUGUUGCAGCUGGAGGAAACGUCCAGUCGGCAGAAACUGCGGAUCCAGACACUGGAGAGGAACAUUGCUGAGAUUCUUGCCGAUAUCAAGAAUCUGGAGGACAUCCGUGAUAAUCUCCCCCCAAAGUGCUACAAUGUACAAGCCAUCGAGAGACCUUAACACCUUUGGGAGCAGUGGGAGUAGACUUCCAUGUAUUGUCUAGAUGCCAGAUCUUGGUUGUGGCAUUAGGGUUAGGCUUGGGGCAAUAUAUGAGAACCAAGCUUCCCAAAACUGACUGCAGGUGACUCUGCUGAACAAAUCCUUUUCAAGUUCAGUUCAUUGGGCUGGGAUAACAGUUGCGUUGUUAUGGGUUGUGAUACAACCAUUACCUAUUGGUUGCGCCCGAACUGGAAAAAAACCCAACAAUUGGUGUUGUCCCAUUCCUGGGGUGCAAACAGGAAAAGACCAGAUUACAGAUGAAGAAACUGACCAGAAAGAACCCAGCAUGCAAGAGCCCCAUUAUGUGGGGCUAUACCUGGAGAUGUCCUGGCUCAGUAUGUGGAUGGUUCCCAAAAUUCGUAGCCAAAACUGAAUUCCCUACUCUCCCCCCCCCCCGUGCCUCCUGUCUUUUACUGAUUUCUUCAGGCCAAUUUAGUGUAACACAAUGAAUGUUCGGUCCUGACAAAUUAAUUAUGCUCUGUUACCUUUUUCAUUGCCACAGAUUCCUCUUCACUCUUACCCCGUCCUAUAGUCACUUCCUCUUGGGGA
This is a messenger RNA of Hemicordylus capensis (graceful crag lizard), 4107 nucleotides long. RefSeq names its product laminin subunit gamma 2 (gene LAMC2). The coding region runs from base 1 to 3519 and encodes 1172 amino acids. The transcript is spliced from 23 exons. The record is from RefSeq and is a predicted model, not a curated record. Gene Ontology annotation, molecular function: extracellular matrix structural constituent. NCBI's taxonomy places the organism in Eukaryota, Metazoa, Chordata, Lepidosauria, Squamata, Cordylidae.